Dracunculus medinensis (Guinea worm) is the source of this 813-nucleotide messenger RNA. Lineage: Eukaryota; Metazoa; Nematoda; Chromadorea; Rhabditida; Dracunculidae. The record is from the annotation of a GenBank genome assembly.
UUUUCAAAUAUUACUUUGCAGAUUCUUUUUUUUCUGGUUCAUUUUUUACUAUUAAUUGCUAUUUUAACGGAAUAUUUGCUAUUUUUUCCUUAUGAAAAUCAUAUUCGACCGUCAGUCGUUUUAUAUUUUUAUUUUAUUCUUGGUAUUUAUUUGAUAAUAAAUAUAAAUUUUCAUUAUUAUAAAGCUUGCAAUGUGGAUCCAGGAAAACCUGAUCAGUCACAAACGCGUCCUUGGUGUUAUAAGUGUAAUAAUCAUAAACCGGAAAGAACUCAUCACUGUUCGAUAUGUAAUCGUUGUAUUUUACAAAUGGAUCAUCAUUGUAUAUGGAUAAAUCAAUGUGUUGGCCUUAACAAUCAUCGUUAUUUUCUUCAGUUUGUUGUUUUUGUAUGGAUCGCUGAAUCUGUUAUAUUAUUUAGUAAUUAUACAGCAUUUUGGGAAUAUUUUGAAAAUCUUAAUGUAAGAAUUAUUCCAUUUUGUAAAGAACAAAUGGAAUGGGUUUUAUGGCAGUCAUGGUUUUGCACCGAAAUUCCAUCGCUUUUGAAUGGGUGCUUCUGUUUCAAUUAUGGUUUAGCAAUUUUGUUAUUCUUUGUUUUAGGUGGAUUUAGUCUUUGGAAUAUAUAUCUUAUAUCGCUUGAUGAGACCUUAAUCGAUUUUAUAGGACUACGGUCCACUUGUUUUCGCGAUAUCUUUCUGAAUUGGCGUCGUUUUUUAGGCCUUAUCAAUGGUCGUUCAUUUAUUUGUCAUAUUUUGUUGCCUUCUUCUCAUCCGCAAGCUUUCUCUUUUAGCAGAAAACGAAAUCUUCUUAAUGUAUAA